GACGACAUCAUUACAUUAGGACUAUAGGGAGGGCUAAUUAAUGUCAUUGGGGUAUAAAACAGAUAUCCUUUGCUGAAGAAAUAACAAUGCACAUGGGUGAGCCAAUCACACGAGGCCAAUUUGGGUUUAUUGUCCCUUUUACUACUUAGACUUGUAAGACAUGAGAGGUCUAUGGUUCAUCUUCUGGGGUCUAUCUCUGAUUCCCUUUUCCUUCACAAACCAUUCUGAAUGUGACUAUCAGACUCUUAUUGGAGAAGAUGCAGAUUUUUGUAGCAGUGACCUUCGUGUUCUAUAUCAGGACAUAGGAGAUGUAACCUGUCAGUACAUACCCAACUGCUUUGACUACCCUCUGAGCUUGAGCAAAAUAUGGGACAAUCCAUGGAUCAAAUACACCAAGGCCGAGCUGGGAAAGCUAUAUACCCUUAUCAUGGUGGAUCCAGAUGCUCCAACAAGGUCUGACCCAAAAUAUAGAUAUUGGAGACACUGGGUGAUGACUGAUAUACCGGCUCGGGACCUCCUAACAGGAAAAUCAAUAACUGGAAAGGUUUUAUCAGCUUACAAACGACCAACUCCCCCUCCUCAGACAGGAUACCACCGUUACCAGUUUUUACUCUAUAUUCAGCCUCUAGGAUCAUCACCCCACCUUCUCCCUAAUGAGGAAAAGUCUUUAGGUGCCUGGGAUGUUAACAGUUUUGCAUCACGCUCUGGCCUGGGUAUGCCUGUUGCCACAACCCAAUUCUUGGCUGAGAAUCCUCAACAAUAGGAUGCAUUGCAGCAGGAGAGAAAGUGAAGACAGAAUCCUCGCUUUAACUAGAUCUUCUGGAAAAAGAAUGAGUGGCCUGCUGAGUACAUUAUUGCUUUUCUUUCUUCUGCCAGUACAUUUCAAUGAUUGAGCACAUUGUGUUAAAUAGUUUACUGAUGUUUACAUUAUAGUUUAUACAUGCACUUUCAAGUGUAAAUACCUGUGAAGGUACAGUUCUUCAUAUGGAGAUUGAAGCUCUUCAAACUACACACAAAUCACAAAUAGUAUACAAUUUAAUGACACAGUGCUGAUACAGUACACUGCCAAUUGAGAAUUUUAUUUUUAAACUCCAUUAAGGCAUACCACUACACUACACUCUCUUUGUUACAUUGGGUUUAUAUAACAUGUGAAUGAGUGUUCAUUUACACAUACACACUCAUAGGAGUAAAUUUAACAAGAGACGAGCAGACAUGAUUCGCUGCUCGACCUCGCUAAAUACCAACAGCAUACGCUGUCUGCAUUUAACAUUGCACAAGCAUUUCCAGUGAAAUGCUUGUGCAAUGCCACACCCUUCUCACUCGCGGUCAAUCAGCCACUAGCAUAAGCCGUCAAUCAUCCCGAUCACAUAGGGAUGAUUUCAGUUCGCAACCUAAAAGGUGGCAGAGAAGUUAACAAGCAGCGGUCUUACGACUGCUACGUCUUAACUUCCAUUUCUGGCGGACCAGAAACGAUGGGGCUUCGAUGCAUCAUCCACUGCUUAAUAAAUCGACCCCUUAGUGAACUAUUUUUCUCUUGCAUUGUAUUCAAUAGUUUGUUGUAAUAUUGCUCUGUUAUAAUUAUUAAAAUUAUUUUUCCUGCAUGGUCAGAGAA
Molecule: messenger RNA, 1612 nt
Organism: Bombina bombina (fire-bellied toad)
Lineage: Eukaryota; Metazoa; Chordata; Amphibia; Anura; Bombinatoridae
Gene: PEBP4
Product: phosphatidylethanolamine binding protein 4
Exons: 8
Coding region: 161-763 (200 amino acids)
Source: RefSeq, a predicted model, not a curated record